AAAGAAGUACCGAUAUCAUUUUUCCCAGGCGACAAAAUAUUUUUUGAGAAACAAGUACAGUUUGGCAAUGCUGCGUGAAGUGCAAUAGCAACUUUGACAGUUGUAGUACUUCAUGUGUGAAGUGCAAUAGGCGUGACCAUUUCCUUUUUCACAACGUUACUUUUAACUAUCAAAAUGCAAAUUGAAGUGAAUCCCAGCCUGUUUAACUACUCCAAACAGAAGUGUAGAAUUGUUUUGGUGUCUGAUGAAGGGUUGAGGAAAGUCAAAGAAGACUACUUCUUGCUGAAGCCACAACUUGGAGUUGAUUAUGAGCUUCUCUACCCUCUUCAAGAACCAAAUCAUAUGGCUGCAGACAAGAUGAGCAUUGAAGACAUAGUUAAUGGUAUCAACAGUGGUGAUAUAAACAAGGAAAUUACAGCAGCCCAUGCUGCACGUAAUAUCCUCACCAGGGAAUAUUAUCCACCUAUUGACAUCCUCAUCAAUGCCAAUGUUGUUCCCAAGCUGGUUGAAUUCCUCAGUCGCGUUAAUAACCCUGAUCUUCAGUUAGAUUCAGCUUCGGCUAUCGCCAACAUUCUGUCAGGCACAUCUGACCAGACCAAAGCUGUCGUUAGUGCUGGGGCUGUCCCUGGUUUGAUAUCUUUGUUGGCUUCACCUCACCCAGUUGUGGCUGAGAUAGCUAUCCGCGCUCUCGGUAAUAUUGCAAUUGACGGACCAGAGCAUAGAGAUGUCGUAAUCGAGCAAGGCAUCCUUGAACCCUUGCUCCUUUUGAUUAAACCAGAAACUUCUGUUGAAUUCUUGAGCAACGUCACUUCGGUUUUGCUUAACUUGUGUUGUCACGUGAACAAUCCACUUAAUGUCCCUACAUUCCGACAGCUUCUUCCCGUCCUUGCCCACCUAAUCAAGAACAACGACGAGGAGAUUCUCGCCGACGCUUGCUGGGUUCUGGCAUAUAUUUCAAAAAAUUCUGAUGAACGAACUCAAGAAGUUUGCGACGCUGGAGUCGUCCCUCGGCUCGUCACAUUGCUCAAUCACAAUGAGACACCGGUCAUCGAAGGCGCUCUGUGUUCAAUCGGACUCAUCGUCGCAGGCAGCAAUACUCGAACCGAACUCGUCCUGGCUGCUGGUGCCUGGCCGUUGCUGGCCAAAUUGCUUGUUCAUUCCCAGAUCCGCAUCGUCCAUCAUGCGGCCAAAAUCGCAUCGAACAUUGCUGCCGGCAAUGCCGUAAUCCCCGUUAACAACGUUACUCGUCCGUUGGUUGACGUCCCGAUAGAAGUCGGCUUGAAAUGCCAAAAAGAACCAGCUAGGGACAUCACCAGCAACACUUUGGAUGGCAAUGCCAAUGUGAUCGAUUUGAAGAUAAGUGCCAUCGGUUCUUUGUGCACUUUGUUGAAAGACAAGGAACCGGAGACUAUCGAGGUCGUGUUGGAUAGCUUGGCUCUGAUUUUGGAGGCAGCCGUGAAAAUGGACGAACUGGAGAAAGUUUCACUUCACGCGAAAAAGUGUGGUGGCUUUGAUUGCUUCCGAGCUUUUCAGAGUAGCCCCAACAUAAAGAUUCGUCAGAAGUCGCUGGCUAUUCUGGAGCGGUACUUCUCCACUCACUUGUCUAAUGAAGACGAGUCAGCGCCAUCGACAUCGGGCGUAUGGACGAUUACCCCCUGCAACUAACGCCCCCCCCCCUCCUCCCCGUGGGAUCGACUUGUGCCCACUCCUUGCAAUUUAAGAAAUCAAGAACAAGAACCAGCCAUUUUAAUCGUCCGAAGGAGGUUUCUCAUUCUGAAGUUUAAUCUAAAAUUCUUUAUACUGCCUUUUCUUUCUUCAGUU
Messenger RNA from Daphnia pulicaria, 1821 nucleotides. Its product is annotated as importin subunit alpha-1-like. The transcript has 7 exons. The record is from RefSeq and is a predicted model, not a curated record. Lineage: Eukaryota; Metazoa; Arthropoda; Branchiopoda; Diplostraca; Daphniidae. Gene Ontology annotation, biological process: NLS-bearing protein import into nucleus. Gene Ontology annotation, molecular function: protein binding; nuclear import signal receptor activity. Gene Ontology annotation, cellular component: cytoplasm; nucleus. Bases 175 to 1665 code for a protein of 496 amino acids.